This is a messenger RNA of Drosophila obscura, 341 nucleotides long. RefSeq names its product accessory gland protein Acp63F-like. The transcript is spliced from 3 exons. The record is from RefSeq and is a predicted model, not a curated record. NCBI's taxonomy places the organism in Eukaryota, Metazoa, Arthropoda, Insecta, Diptera, Drosophilidae. The coding region runs from base 32 to 283 and encodes 83 amino acids.
UUUACUUUUCAAUCGAGUACUUUGCUCCAUCAUGAAGGUCGUAAUUUUUUUACUCCUGAUUGCCGUCAUCAAAAUACAGGCCCAACUUCCUGCUGGAGCGUGCCACCUGAAUUAUUCACCCUAUUGUGGGUUUGCUGAAGGUUGCGUAGUUAAUGCAGGAAACAAAUGCCAUUUGGAGGGCCAAGAAAAAAUAAGGGUUAAGGCAAAUAAGCCACCAUUUAUAAAAAUGGAACCCGGAAGAUGUCCAGGGAAUAUCCCAAGCUGUGAACACACAAUUUUGUAAGUGCUGAGAUGCGAGUCCACAGAGAAAGAAAUUUAAUAAAAACUCUGAUGAUUUGUUA